This is a messenger RNA of Asterias rubens (European starfish), 27411 nucleotides long. RefSeq names its product MAM and LDL-receptor class A domain-containing protein 1-like. Bases 1 to 26655 code for a protein of 8884 amino acids. The transcript has 166 exons. Gene Ontology annotation, molecular function: protein binding. Gene Ontology annotation, cellular component: membrane. The record is from RefSeq and is a predicted model, not a curated record. Lineage: Eukaryota; Metazoa; Echinodermata; Asteroidea; Forcipulatida; Asteriidae.
AUGAAGUUCAUGGAUGAUGGAGGAUCAGAGAAGAUUCAUCAUGGAAAUUGUCAAGGUUCAAUCACUGUGGUACCUCCGGUUUCAAGCCAGCCGACCGAUUGGAAUUGUGACUUUGAGCUCGAUCUCUGUACGUACACCCAAGCUCUAGAUGACAACUUUGAUUGGACUAGGGACUUUGGUGGGACAGCUUCAACCAAUACUGGACCCAGUGUGGACCACACAAAGGGAGAUGCUACUGGUUUCUACAUGUACAUUGAGACUUCAAGCCCUCGUGUUCAGGACGAGGUUGCACGCCUUGAGAGCGGUCUUAUACCCAACCCUAACAACCAGAUGUGUGUGACGUUCUGGUAUCACAUGUUUGGAGACCAUGUUCAAGAUCUUAAUAUUUAUACCAAGACGUUGAAUGGACUCGGAACUGCUAAGUGGACGAGGUCUGGAACUAAGCUUGACCAGUGGUACCAAGGAGAUUUUAGUGUCGUCCCUACCGCUGACUUUCAGGUUGUGUUCGAGGGAGUCGUCGGUUCUACGUACCUGUCAGAUAUCGCUAUUGAUGACAUCACAGUAACCAAUGACGAUUGUCCUGCGAGAGACUUUUGUGAGUUCCAGGAUUCAGGCAUCUGUAACUUCGUCCAGGAUGGCACGGAUGAUUUUGAUUGGGUGCAGAACAGUGGAUCAACAACAUCAGCAAAUACUGGACCCUCAGUUGAUGUGUCGUAUGGGACUGAUUUUGGCAAUUACAUGUACAUUGAAGCAUCUGGACAGUCCGUAGGGUCAGUUGCUAGACUAAUGACCUCUUCAGUGACCCCUAGUCCAGGCAUUAGUAGCUACUGUUGGUUCUUCCAGUAUCACAUGUAUGGAGAUCAGAUGGGAACGUUGAAUGUUAAGAUUGCAAGCACUUCAUCCCAGGCAGUCCUUUGGACUCGUAGUGGUAACCUAGGCAACCUAUGGUCAGUGGGUUAUGCCAGUGUGACUUCAUUGGUGCCGUAUCAGCUGGUGUUUGAAGGCAUAGUGGGGACCGGGGAACGCGGUGAUAUCGCUAUUGAUGAUGUUGGUUUUACAUUAGGAAGAUGUUCUUAUCAAGAGAGUUGUGAUUUCGAGUCGGGAACCUGUCUGUGGACAAAUGACAUCACAGGUGAUGUAUUUGAUUGGCUGCGUCUGAGUGGAACGACUGCAAGCACAUACACUGGACCCAUUGUCGAUCAUACAACACUCAGUCAAAGCGGUUUUUACAUGUACACAGAAACUAGCUCUCCUAGAGUAGUCGGAGAGAGCGCCAUCUUCCGGAGCCCAGAGAUUGUUCCUAGCGUCGGUGACGGUCCAAUCUGCCUUACCUUCUGGUAUCACAUGUUUGGUACCGAUAUCGGUGAGCUUAGUGUUUCUGUGGUAACAGAGCCAUCUACAGCCAAUGAAGCAGUCACGUUGAGAUGGCUGGUAAGCGGGCAGAAGAGUACCGAUGAAUAUGACUGGCUGAGUGGGCAGUUUGAGGUGUCUGAGACUCUACCUUUUCAGGUUACCUUUGAAGGUAUUGUUGGGAUAACAUAUCUCGGAGACAUCGCUAUUGAUGAUAUUGAACUCAUCAGUGGAACCUGUACUACACAACCGAGUGCAGCAGAUCCUUUCCUCUAUGUCAACAACUGCACAUGUGACUUUGAAUCCCUCUUGUGUUCAUGGACUCAAGAUACAGCGGAUGUAUUUGAUUGGACGUUAACAACAACCUCCACUCCCUCAGCGGGGACUGGACCAACAUCAGAACACAACGCUGCUGGUGGUUACUAUGCCUUUAUUGAAGCCUCAUCUCCACAAGUAGUUGGCGACGCUGCUAGUCUCAUCUCCAGUGACCUUUACCCUACAACCCCUGGGUCAGCCUGUAUUGAGUUCUGGUAUCACAUGUUCGGAGGUGGAGUUGGUUCAUUGAAUCUCUAUACAUCGGUAUCUAAUGUACGGACACCGGUGUGGAGUUUAGCUGGUUCCCAGGAAGAUGCAUGGAAGGUUGCUAGGGUAACCAUUGCAUCACCGGUUCAAUUCAAGGUUAUUCUGGAAGCUGUCGUCGGCACCACCUAUCAAAGUGAUAUAUCAGUAGAUGAUAUACUCUAUACUUCUGGCUCUUGCCCACCAAUCAGAACCUGCACUUUUGAAAUAAAUAGCUGUGAUUGGACGCAGGAGUCUUCAGCAGAUCAAUUUGAUUGGUCAAGACUCCAGGCUUCAGCUGUUUCUCAUUCUCCAGGCCAACUUGUUGACAAGACAACAGGAACGCCCAAUGGUUAUAUCAUGUACUUGAAUCCAUCUUUGGGGCAAGGCCUUGACCGUGCCAUCAUGUACUCCGGCUACUUCCAACCGUCUCCGAUCGGUGAAUGUUUGAAAUUCUGGUACCACAUGCACGGAGUUAAUGUCGGAGCUCUGAGGGUCUAUACCAUCGUUGAUGGUGUGUUGGGACCAAUGUUAUAUGAGAAGACAGGGGACCAGGAUGACUUGUGGCGAUACGGAACGGUCACAUUGAUGAAUGAUACGAUGGAGUUCCGGGCUGUAAUUGAAGGAGUGCUAGGUACCAGUCAAAGCGGUGAAAUAGCACUGGAUGAUGUUGAUAUCACUGUAGGACCAUGUGACCCUCCAGGUUUUUGUGAUUUUGAGUCUGAUACUUGCGGUUGGGUGAAUGAAGUGUUACUGGAUGAUUUUGACUUUGUUAGGACUCGAGGAGCCGACGCUUCAUCUAUGGCCCCGCCCACUGAUCACACUAAUGAUAACGAUCAAGGUUAUUACAUGCUGAUUGAAAGCAGUACUGUACCUACAGGCAAGAAAGCUUGGCUAAACAGCGAGCACUUUAGUCCAUCUUCAAGUGGCUCGAGUUGUUUCAACUUCUGGCUCUCCAUGAUUGGCACUGGAGUUGGUACAUUUAAUGUGUACAAGAAGGACACAGCUACAGGAAUAUUGACGUUACUUCUCACCGAGAAUGGUGACCAUGGUAACAUCUGGCAUGAAGAAUCAGUAACCGUCACUAGCAGUGGAGAAUUUCAGGUCUAUCUGGAAGGCGUUGAGGGCGCUAACACCAACGCAACGAUUGCUGUAGAUGAUACAGGGCUGUCUGAUGGUGCUUGUUUAGCCCCCUCUCAAUUGGACUGUGAUUUUGAAUCGGGCAUGUGUACUUACACUGAUGCAACUGACGAUGAUUUUGAUUGGUUGAGAUCAAGUGCCUCAACACCGUCCAUUGAUACUGGACCAACUGUGGAUCACACAACUGGAACAGCCGCAGGUUUCUACAUCUACAUUGAAACUUCCUCUCCACGUGUCUCUGGUGAGAAAGCAAGGUUAGAGAGUGACAUAGCGCCCCCAACGCCAGAGACUUGUUUAGAGUUCUGGUAUCACAUGUAUGGGGAUGACAUCGAUGCGUUGAACGUCUACGCCGCAGUGGAUGGGACUGGACUUGGUAUACCAAUAUGGUCUAGGGUUGGCACCAAGGAUGAUGCAUGGUACCAGGGAAGAGUCACUGUUACCAUGGCAACUGCUUAUAAGUAUGUAUUUGAAGGCGUGGUUGGUAUAAGCUACCUGAGUGAUAUCGCACUAGAUGACAUUAAGGUGUACCCAGGGCCUUGUGAAGCCCCAAACCUUUGUGACUUUGAAGAGACUGACCUCUGUAGCUACACUCAGGAUACUAGCGAUGAUUUUGACUGGACUGUCAAUGCUGGACGGACUCGCACAGCACUCACCGGACCAUCGGUUGAUGUAACGUACAGCUCAGCAACAGGUAACUACAUGUACGCUGAGGCCAGCAACCAACGGCCAGGAGACUUGGCUCGAUUAAUCACCUCACCAUUUGUUCCAGAUCAGAGCUCUCAAACGUCAUGUUGGAGAUUCUUUUAUCAUAUGUAUGGAGAUCAAAUAGGGACACUUAGAGUAAAGGCCAAUGGGGACCCAGCAACCUUAUGGUCAAUGAGUGGCAACCAUGGUGAUCUAUGGUUUACUGGAGAGGUGGAGUUCACCAGUUCUACCGUCUACCAGUUGGUGUUUGAGAGUGAGGUUGGUAGCGGUGAACGGAGUGAUAUCGCUAUUGAUGAUGUAGCUAAGAGGACUGGACCAUGUGCAGAUCAGGGAACUUGUGAUUUUGAGAGCGAUACCUGCGUGUGGUUUAACAGUCAGGAUGAUAUCUUUGAUUGGGUUCGUUUAAAUAGCCCCACAACAAGUGACUUCACUGGCCCAAGUGAGGAUCAUACAUGUGGAUCAACUGGCGCUUGCUCUCCAGGUUCCUUCCUGUACAUCGAGACGAGUUCCCCAAGACUCCCUGGAGACUACGCUCAUCUUACAAGCAGCUACUCAUUUAGCUUGUUAGACUCAAGUUCCUUCCUGUACAUCGAGACGAGUUCCCCAAGACUCCCUGGAGACUACGCUCGUCUUACAAGCAGCUUCUUCCCGCCAUCUUCAGGGUCUGGUUCCUGCCUCAGCUUCUGGUAUCAUAUGUAUGGUGCUGAUAUUGGGGAGUUGAUUGUGUUUAAGAGGGGGUUGAAUGGUGGAACGAUAGAGUACGAUAGUACGGUGUGGUACUUAUCAGAUGAACAGAGCGUUAACGAGACGGACUGGAAAUAUGGCCAGGUUGGAUUGAGUGAUAGGGAUCGAUAUCAGCUCAUCUUUGAAGGAGUCGUCGGAAAGUCAUUUUCUGGAGAUAUUGCAAUUGACGACGUUCAAGUUACUCCCGGAAUGUGCGAUGUGCAACCAAGUACAGCCGAUCCUAUCCAGUAUGGUAUCAAUGCAACAUGUGACUUUGAGACAUCACUCUGCGAUUGGAAACAAGCAAGGGAUGAUGGUUUUGAUUGGACACGCUAUCAGGGAAGCACCCCCUCUGUUGACACAGGACCAACUGGAGAUCAUACAACAGGCUCAGGUUUCUAUCUGUACAUCGAGGCGUCCUCUCCACGUGUCUCUCUGGAACGAGCUCGCCUCGUCACUCUUGUCUUAUCACCAACGAGUCUCCUUGGCAACUGUCUAUCAUUCUGGUAUCACAUGACUGGUAGCUCCAUGGGAGAGCUACGGAUGUUGAUGACUGUUAUAUCAACAGGGACUGAGACAACGUUAUGGUCAAAGCUAGGUGAACAGGAUGGCGAUUGGUUGUUAGGACAAAGAACUAUCAAUAGUAACCAAGAUUUCUUUAUAACCUUUGAAGGUGUGAUUGGCAGCAACUUUUACAGUGACAUUGGACUUGAUGACAUCAUGUAUUCAGAAGGACCAUGCCCACCUCAACGUGGUUGUGAUUUUGAAACAGACUUCUGUGAAUGGACACAAGAGUCAAGCUUGGAUGAUUUUGAUUGGUCGAGACCUAGAGGUCGUGAAAUCAACCCGGGUCAGCCUGGUAGUAAUCUACCUGAUAAAACCACUGGAACUAUUACAGGUCAUUUUGCUUAUCUUGACGAGACCACGCAGCAGAUUGGUGACAAAGCAAUCCUCAUCAAUCCAGACUUCCCCGCUAUACCAGACGGAGAAUGUUUACAAUUCUGGUACUAUCUCCAUGGCAACGGGGUCGGCUCCAUUGAAGUGUUCCAGUAUGAUAUGAAUACAACGAGUCUGGGUGCUAGGUUGUGGGAGAGAAGUGUUGAUCAGGGAGAUCUGUGGAGGCUGGGGAGAGUUACGAUGCAGUCUGAUACUCCAUUUGUGGCUGCAUUGGUUGGGACAGUCGGCACCACCUUACAAGGUAACGUUGCCAUUGAUGACGUUGAGAUUACGAUCGGAGCCUGCCCUCCCGCCGGUUACUGCGAUUUUGAAGAUGGCUUCUGCUCAUGGACCAACGAGAUCACACUCGAUGAUCUAGACUUUGUGAGAGGUAGUGGCUCUACGGAUAGUCUGGAGACCGGACCAUCAUUUGACCAUACUAAAGGAACCACAGAUGGAUUCUACGUUUUCCUUGAGACGAGUGGUUUUCUUGUUGAUCAACAAGCUUGGCUCGUCAGUGAACUUAUUGAACCUUCUCAAGGAGAUUGCUUCACAUUCUGGUAUCAUAUGUAUGGAGAAGGUAUCAAACAGAUGGAUGUAUACCAGUACAACCCCAUCAGCCAAGUCCGAACCCUUCUCCAGUCAGUAGUUGGUAACCAAGGUAAUACUUGGUAUGAGUUAUCAUUGAACGUCAGUAGUCCACUGCAGCAUUACCAGCUGAUCAUCGCUGGUGUGGUUGGAUUCAACUUCACUAGUGAUAUCGCCAUCGAUGAUGUAUUGGUUAGAUCCGGACUGUGUGGAGUUCCAUCUCCAUAUGAUUGCGACUUCGAGCAAGGCAUCUGCUCCUACACCCAAGCCCAAGAUGAUACCUUUGACUGGACAAGAGUUCAAGGGUCAACCUCGUCAUCGGACACCGGCCCGUCCUUCGACCACACAAUGGACUCGACUCAAGGAUGGUAUAUUUACAUCGAGACUUCAGCGACCAUCCAGAACGACCGAGCUCGUCUUGAGAGUGAUUUCAUUUUAAAGAACAGCAAAGUCUGCGUUGAGUUCUGGUACCAUAUGUAUGGCGCUGAUAUUGAGACAUUGAAUGUGUACGUCAGGCCAAAUCAGACCGAUUUAGGACAACCACGAUGGUCAAAGUAUGGAACCUUGGAUGACCGAUGGUAUAAGGGUCAGUUUCCAGUCUCUGUCUCUGGACCAUUUCAGAUUGUAUAUGAAGGUAUAGCAGGCAUAAGUUUCGCCGGUGACAUAUCUCUUGAUGACCUCUCAGUCUACGAUGGCGACUGCAUCGGUUCCGUCUCUUGCUCCUUCCAAGAAGAGAGUCUCUGCGGAUAUCAACAAGACACAACGGAUGAUUUUGAUUGGACGGCUAAUAGCGGACCAACGCCAACCAAUGAUACUGGACCUGCGAUGGAUUCAACCUAUGGAACAGAUUAUGGUCGAUACAUGUAUGCAGAAGCCACUGGCCAGCAGUCUGGUGCCGUGGCUAGGCUCCUCAGUAAGACCUUCACCCCUGACCCCAAUGUUACUGAAGUCUGCUGGAAGUUUAAUUACUACAUGAAGGGGUCCGAGAUGGGAUCAUUGGCAUUCUGGCCCAAUGGUGACACCACUCCAACGUGGUCAGUAUCAGGUGAUAAUGGUGACCAAUGGGUCAGUGCUCAAGCCAAUAUCCAGCGGUCAGUUCCAUACAGAAUUGUAUUCCAAGCAACUAUUGGUUCUGGUGAAUUAUCAGAUAUAGCCAUUGAUGAUGUCAGUUACAUCCCUAAUGCAUGUCAACUUGGAGGUAAUUGUAAUUUUGAUUAUGCGAUGUGUACAUGGCGCCAUUCAUCAGAUGGUGUGUUUCAGUGGUUGAGGUCUAAUGGUGAUACACCGAGCUCAUUGACUGGUCCAACCGUAGAUCAUACAACAUUAUCUGGAAGAGGUUAUUACAUGUACAUUGAGACGAGCGCUCGCCUGGUCGGCGAUAACGCUAUCUUAGAAAGUGAAGUCUACGUCCCAACCGAUCCAGCUUCAGGGAAGUGUUUUACUUUCUGGUAUCACAUGUUUGGAGAAAAUAUCGGAGAGCUAGUCAUCUACAAGGUGAAAGACCUUGGUGGUCUUCGGUCAGCGGAUAUACUCUGGACAUUGAUUGGUCAGCAGAGUGUUGACCAGCUGGAUUGGAAACAAGGUCAACUUCCACUCCAGAGUGAUGAAGAUUACCAGGUUCUGAUUGAAGGUAUCGUGGGCUCUGACUUCACUGGAGAUAUUGCAGUAGAUGACAUCCUUAUAACAGAUGGAUUAUGCACAACUCUACCCAGCAACGCCAAGCCGAGUAAGGACUUCAACUGUGAUUUUGACAGCGGACGAUGUGGUUGGUCACAAUCUACAGUGGAUGAUUUUGAUUGGGGUAGAGAUGUUGGUGUAACUCUCUCCUCUAAUACUGGGCCUCCUUAUGAUCAUACAACAACACAAGGUUUCUACAUGUACACUGAGGCAUCUUCACAGCCCCUCGAUAGCAAGGCCGCUCUCAUCUCCCCAUUGCAAAAUGGAACAUCCACAGAUCUGUGCUUUACAUUCUGGUAUCACAUGUUUGGAGCAACAAUGGGAACGCUCAACUUAUACAAAAGGGUUGAAGGUCUUGCAGACAGUUUGAUUUGGUCGAUGAGCGGAGAUUCUGGGAAUGUUUGGUUGGAAGCCGGACGAACAAUCCAGUCCUUUCAAGACUUUCAGUUGAUAUUUGAAGGAGUGAUUGGAACUAGUUUUGAGAGCGAUAUGGCCAUCGACGAUGUCAACAUUACGGAAGGAACUUGCCCUCCACCAAGAUAUUGUACUUUUGAGUUUGACCUCUGUGGUUGGACGCAGGACACCAGUGAAGCUUUAGACUGGUCCCGGAGUACUGGAACUAAUACAUUCCCAGGAAAUGCACCGGACUCGGACCACACCACUGGUUCCCCUACAGGUUUCUUCAUCUUUGUAAACCCUGCUCAACCUCACACUGCUUCGGACAACGCAAUCAUCAAGAGUCCAGUCUUUGAUGCCGCACCAAACGGUGACUGCGUAAAGUUCUGGUACUACCUCGACGGUCCUGAUGAUAUAUCCCUGAAGCUCUGGCUGCUAAGUACUGGACCGGUGUGGACCAAGAACGGACCUCAGGGGAACUUCUGGAGGUAUGGGUAUGCAACGGUUACCUCCCCAACCCAGAACCAGGUUGGAUUUGAAGGAAUACUGGGUACUAGUAACACUGGUGUCCUUGCUAUUGAUGAUGUAGAUGUUGCUAUGGAACCAUGCCCACCACCUGGAUCUUGUGAUUUUGAAACAAAUCUUUGCUCCUGGACCAACGAGCCUACAGCGGACGAUUUUGAUUGGACUAGGAGUAAUGGAGCCACACCCAGUACAGCAACGGGGCCCUCUGUUGACCAUACUACAAACUCAUCAACUGGUUUUUACGUGUACAUCGAAGCCUCCUCUGGUGUCAUCGACGCUAAAGCCUGGCUGGGCAGUGAGCUCUUCGACCCCAUGACCCAGGGAUGCUUUGAAUUCUGGUAUCACAUGCUUGGCGCCGGUAUUGGUCAACUCAACAUCUACACCAACGAUCUUGACGCGCCUCUACUAUCAUCAUUGUUGACAAUCAGUGGUAACCAAGGCGAUGAAUGGCGUUUGGGUCAGGUGGAUAUCACUAAUGUCCAGACGUUCCAGAUUCUAAUUGAGGGAAUUAUUGGAGCUAAUUAUACGAGUGACGUCGCAGUAGAUGAUGUUAUAUUGAUUCGAGACAGCAAGUGUGUCCGAGCAAGUUUGAAUUGUACGUUUGAGACGGAUCUUUGUGGCUACAUUCAGGAUCCUGAAGAUGAUUUUGAUUGGACUUGGAUUCAGGGGGGUACACCCAGCUCAACGACCGGUCCUGGGUUCGAUCACACAUAUGGUGAUUCAUCGGGUCACUACCUCUUCAUAGAAACUUCAUCUCCCCGUUCCUACGGCGACACAGCCCGCUUAGCAACCAUGUUCAACGAGCCGACGUACAACACCAAGAUGUGCCUAACAUUCUGGUACCAUAUGUAUGGUCUGGCCGUCAACACACUCAAUGUGUACUUAAAGACAGGGCAGAUAGAGACUCUAGUCUGGACUCGGUCCAAGACACAGGGCAAUAUGUGGUUGAAGGCACAGUACACUGUACAGAGUGAUCAAACAUGGCAGGUGAUAUUUGAAGGCAUAACUGGCAAUACAUGGACCGGUGAUAUAGCACUUGAUGAUAUCUUCUUCUACUAUGGACCUUGUCCACCAACAAGGGAUUGUGAAUUUGAAACUGGACUUUGUGAUUGGACACAAGACUACAGAGAUGAGUUUGAUUGGGUAGUCACUAGUGGGAACCAGUUAAUUGGUACCCAGCCUAGUGUGGAUCAUACACUGGGGACCAGUGCAGGGAUGUACGCUCUAGUGACGACCAACGCUCCUCGUAGUCAAGGAGACAAAGCUCGCAUCCUUAGCUCUCAGCAGACAGACUCAUCUGGAGAAUGUGUCCGCUUCUGGUAUCACAUGUUUGGAGUGAAUGCUGGGGUUCUACGUGUCAUGUCACAUGAUCUGAUAACGGAUGUGGAUAGUGCACCCUCAUGGGAGCAAACAGGUCACCAGGAUAAUGUAUGGAGGUAUGGUCAAGCCACAGUCUCGGCCGGUCAUCCGUUUAAGAUUGUCUUUGAGGCUGAAGUUGGGAGUAAUCCAAAUGGAGAUAUCGCUAUAGAUGAUGUAGAUGUAAGGAAUUAUAAAUGCCCAAGGCAAGGAUUUUGUGAUUUUGAGAAUGACAUGUGCGGUUGGACCAACGAUGAUACAUUCGAUGUAUUUGAUUGGUUGAGAAGUGCAGGAGCCACACCCAGUCAGAAUACAGGACCCAGUGUAGAUCAUACUACAAACUCUGGAAUUGGUUAUUAUGUGUUUACUGAGAUGUCAACCUCUGGUCUGGUACCUGGAGACAACGCCUGGUUAGUCAGUGAGCAUUUACCAGCAACCAAUGAGGGAUGCCUCUACUUCUGGUAUCACAUGUUUGGAAGAGGAGUUGGAGAUUUGACUGUAUACUUCCUUGACGAUGCUGGACAGACGACUAGACAAUGGAGGCUUACAGGGGACCAGGGAGAUGUAUGGCAACAAGGCCAGGUGGAUCUCAAGAGUGAUAUUGAUUACCAGAUUAUCUUUGAGUCAACGUAUAAUAAUGAUAUCGUUGGUGAUGUUGCUCUGGAUGAUCUGGAUAUUGAGCCAGUAUCCUGCUACAGUGGGGUACCAGGGACUACCCCAGCAGCUCCCACCAUGGAUUGUACCUUUGAGACAGGAUUCUGUAACUUCAUCCAACUCCAAGAUGAUAAUUUUGAUUGGGUUCGACUGAGAGGAAGUACAGGGAGUACACAUACUGGACCUGAUGAAGAUCAUACUACUGGAUCAGGUUGGUAUGUCUACAUUGAAUACAACAACGGAGCCCCCGAUGAUAAAGCUCGUCUAAUGUCACCUCAACAGAAUCCAACUGAAGCUCGUUGUCUGACCUUCUGGUAUAACAUGUAUGGUCGACAUGUUGAUCGAUUGAACGUCUAUCUGAGAACGAGCACGUUAGAUACGUUGAUAUUUACUAAGCAUGGCACUCAGGGUAAUCAAUGGUAUAAAGGACAGAAGACGAUCUCUUCAGAUGAUGCUUGGUCGGUCAUCUUUGAGGCCUACCAGGGUAGUGCCAACCAACAAGACAUUGCACUUGAUGAUAUAUUCCUAGAAGAAGGAGCCUGCCCGAUGACAACUGUUUGUGAUUUUGAGUAUGACUUCUGUGGCUGGACGCAAGAUCUGACGGACAACUUCAACUGGACGCGGAGUUUUGGUGGCACGCCAACAAACGACACUGGGCCAACACUUGACCACACAACGGGAACUUCACAAGGUUACUAUGCAUACAUUGAGACAUCAAGCCCUAGAGUAGCUGGUGAGAUUGCCCGCUUAUACAGCCCAAUCUUUGAUGAUACAAACGGAGAAUGCCUUCAUAUGUGGUACCACAUGUAUGGUGAUGCAAUCGGGGAUUUGAAACUCUAUGGGUACGACCUCAUCACUCAGCUGGAAACAGGACCAAUCUUUGAAGUUUCAGGAGGGAAGUACAACGAGUGGCGUUAUGCUCAAGUCACCUUCCAAGCUGCUCAUAAAUAUCAGAUCAUCUUAGAAGGAACUAAAGGGAAUAAUUACCUUGGAGAUAUCGCUGUGGAUGAUCUUAUGCUGACCACUGGAUCCUGUAACAGACCAGGCCUUUGUGAUUUUGAAAUGGACACCUGUGGUUGGUCCCAGGAGACUGUAAGCGAUGAAUGGGAUUGGUUGAGACGGAAGGGCCCUACCCCUUCAGAUAACACUGGACCAAGCAUCGACCACACAACAAAUACUGACAAUGGUUACUAUGUAUACUUUGAAGCGUCAGUCAAUGCUUUAGUUGCUGGUGACAACGCUAUCUUAAAGAGUCAACACAUCCCACCAACGAGCCAGUCUUGUCUCUCUUUUUGGUAUCACAUGUAUGGAAGCAAGAUUGGAGACCUGAAUGUUCUUAUAAAAGAUGAGAACUUGGUGGCGACUCAGAUCUGGUCGCUGUCAGGUGACCAGGGGAAUGUCUGGUUGUACGCUCAAGCUACGUUACCUAGCAACGUGGAAUAUCAGGUUCUGUUUGAGGCUGUUUAUACCAGUGGUAAUAAAGGAGAUAUAGCUUUGGAUGAUGUGGACAUAGAGCCAACAGCCUGUACUGUUAUUCCUACUCAAGCACCACCAACAACAGUAUAUCCUACCCAUGUCCCGAGUGAUUUUGAUUGUGACUUUGAGUCAUAUCUCUGUACCUGGACCCAAGAUCUAACUAACGAUGAUUUUGAUUGGACCAGAAUUCAAGGUAGCACAGCUUCAGUUGGUACAGGUCCGCAGUACGACCAUACAACAUUUGGUGCAUUCGGCUUUUACAUCUACAUCGAAGCAUCACCUCAAAUCAAUGGUGACCGUGCCCAAUUGGUAUCUGCUCCCAUGGUGUCCGGCACUGUAGGGAAAUGCAUAGGAUUCUGGUAUCACAUGUAUGGGCCGAGCAUUAAUGAACUCAACGUGUAUAGGAGAGAAAACGGUGCCGAUGUCCGAGAGUGGACUCGGGCCGGAGACCAGGGGCCGAUCUGGAAGUAUGGUCAAGUGUACCUGACUGGUUCAUACAACGUCAUCUUUGAAGGUGUAGUUGGUCCAUCUUAUGAUGGUGAUACAUCAUUGGAUGACAUCAUCGUUUAUAACGGAGAUUGUCCGGCACAAACUGUUUGUGAUUUUGAGCAUGGAACAUGUGACUACGCUCAGGACGGUACCGAUGAUUUUGAUUGGGUGCUAGCCUCUGGCUCAACUGCAACUGGUCCAGCUAUAGAUCAUACUUAUCAAACUUCGCAAGGUCAUUACAUGUUCAUGGACACCGCAGCUCCACGUCAGGUAGCUGAUGUCGCUCGAAUCAUCUCCAAACAAUACCCCGCUACAACGGGAACCUGUAUGAAGUUCUGGUACUACGUCGUCGGUAAUGGCCUAGGGGAACUUAAUGUUUAUAUAGAGACCAACGGGAACAAGGGGCCAAGUCAAUGGACGAUCUAUUCUGGAUUUGAUUUUUGGAUGAUCACCGAGAUACCAGUACAGUCGAGUUAUCCAUUCAGGAUCAUAUUUGAAGGUACCGUUGAUUUCGUCGAGCAAGGAGGUAUUUCCCUCGACGACAUCGACUUCUCCAGCCAAGCCUGUUCUCGUCUAGCCUCCUGUGAUUUUGAAAAUGACUUCUGUACCUUCGUCAACAUCUACCAAGAUACCUUCGACUGGACGAGAAACAUCGGUGAGACAGCCAGCUCACUGACUGGCCCACCCACCGACCACACUCUUGGUAACGCUUUUGGUUACUACGUCUUUAUCGAGACCUCCGCACCACGCGUCCAGAAUGACUUUGCGUAUCUGUUCUCUGAGACGCUGCCGUAUAACACAGAUAUGUGUUUGACGUUUUGGUAUCAUAUGUACGGGACGGAUAUUGGGGAGUUGAAGAUAUGGUUGGAGACAACGGUCUUGAACCCCGCCUACUGGACAUUGGUUUGGAGUAAGACUGGCGACCAAGGCAACUAUUGGCAGCACGCCAUCUUGGAUGUCAAAAGUGAUGAGUCUGUAUUUGAGAUUAUUUUUGAGGGUGUGGUCGGCUCAAGCUUCGCUGGUGACAUUGCUCUUGAUGAUAUACAGACAUUUUAUGGGACAUGUGCCCCGCCCACACCAGCCCCGCCCUGUCAACACACAUGUGGAGAUGGGUCGUGCCUUACAGACCGCACCCAAAUCUGUGAUUUUGUCAACGACUGUUUGGAUGGAUCUGAUGAAAGCAACUGUGGAAGCAGUUGUACCUUUGAAGGAGGUUUAUGUGGUUGGACUGAUACAAGUCUAGGGUCCUAUAAGUGGGCGGUUGGGUCAGGUGCCACGCCCAGUUCCAACACAGGACCCUCUAAAGACCACACCUUUAACAAUGCUGCAGGAUCCUACGUCUAUGUUGAUGCAAAUUCUGGAUCAGGGUUUAGUCUUGCUACGUUAGAGACUCAAGAACUUCAUCAAGCGUCGUCAACCUGCAUGUUAAAUUUCUGGUAUCAUAUGUAUGGAGAAGACAUUGGUAGUCUAUCUGUCUACUUGUACGAAGGACCCUCUCGUACAUUAUUGAUUUAUCUCUUUGAGGAUAUGGGAGAUAAUUGGAAUUUUAUGCAGCUUGGAAUUGGGAGAAUCUCUGUACCAUUCAAGGUUGUCUUUGAGGCGUCACGAUCCUUCAGCGUUCUUGGAGACAUUGCUAUCGAUGAUGUUGCCUUCUUGGGAUGUGGACUUCCGUCCCCAACACUUGACCCUUGCCCUGUGGGUCAAACCAAGUGUAACCGUAGCAACUGUGUGGAUAACAAUCGACUAUGUGAUUUAACCGAUGAUUGUGGAGACUUUACUGAUGAAAGCACAUGUAGUAACUAUAACCUAUGUGAUUUUGAGACUGGUAUCUGUGAUUGGCUGCAUCUGACCAAUGAUGAGUUAGACUGGCGUACAUAUAGAGGCAUCACACCAACAGAUUGGACGGGUCCGACACGAGACCAUACAACUGGACUCGCUUCAGGAACCUACCUGUACUUAGAGACGUCUUCUCCUCGCCAACCAGGUGACAGAGCUCGUCUUGGUAGCUACAACAUCGCUGCAACUACAUCAAACUUAUGCCAUCUGCGGUUUUAUUAUCACAUGUUUGGUAGAACCACCGGUACCCUUACUGUGUAUAUACGUGAUACAAUCAAUGGUCCACUGGUAACCCUGUGGAGUAAGAGUGGAGAGAUUGGUGAUUACUACGAGAGGGCAGAGGUCAACUUAGCAUGGAACAAUCCAUUCCAGGUUAUAAUAGAAGCCACCGUUGGGGAUGGUAUCUAUGGCGAUAUAGCCAUCGAUGACACAUCCUUCACUCCAGACUGUGUUCCAUACACCGCCAAUCUGCCAAUCAUUGGAACAUCACCAUGGCAACCAAGCAUAACAACACCCUCACCAUGCCAAGCUGAUGAGUUUGUGUGUGGCUCAGGAGAAUGUGUCGCUGUUGGUGCGUUGUGUGAUGGAACGAUGGAUUGUGUGGAUGGAUCAGAUGAAGAUAAUUGUGGAAAUUGCGAUUUUGAAACGGAUCAAUGCAGUUGGUCAGCAAUUGACAACGGCCUCUACAAAUGGUCAAGAUUACAAGCUGGGAGUACUGCGGGUGCAACAGCGCCCUCUACUGACCACACUACAGGGACGGGAUUCUUCAUGUUUGUUGAUAGCACUGGAGGGACAUUCCAGACGUCGGCCAUCUUGCAGAGCCCUACACUCGGAGAUGUUGGUGCAAGAUGUGAGAUGAAGUUUUGGUACCAUCUCCGUGGUACCAACGCUGGUAGCCUGGUCGCCAUUGUGUAUCAAGGUGUUGCACCGGACACCAGUGUGGUGUACACAGUUGACACCAGUAACCAAUGGGUGCAGGGAUCGUUAAGUUUGGGACCACGGCUUGCUGGGCAGUAUUCAAUACGCUUUGAGGCGAUUCCAGGAACUGAUUUCUCUGAUCCGUCAUUACUUACUGACAUCGCUUUAGAUGACAUCACGUUCGAUAACUGUGGAGCAGAUUCAGAUCUUAGCUGUGAUUUUGAAUCUCAGAGCAUCUGUGGUUGGCUGCAGGACAGAGUGGAUGAUUUUGAUUGGUCAGUUGCCAGUGGAGAGACAGUUUCAGUCGGGACUGGUCCACAGUUCGACCACACCCAAGGGACAGCUUUGGGUUACUACAUUUACAUUGAGACCUCCUCACCUCGUAUCCUUGGUGAUAAAGCACGAAUCAUGUCUGGUCCGAUAGCAGCGAACUCAGAGUACUGUCUGGAGUUUUGGUACCAUAUGUUUGGACCAGACAUUGAUGCGCUGAAUAUUUAUCUCUCAAGCGCUGGGACAUCCACAGUGAUUUAUGGGAAGCGAGGAACUCAAUCCAAUCAAUGGUUAAGAAGUCGUCUGUCAAUCUCUAGCCCCUCGACCUAUGAGAUCAUCAUUGAAGGGGUCACAGGUCAAUCUUUCGGAGGUGAUAUUGCCAUUGAUGAUGUCUUCUUCACGCCGGGAACGUGUCCGACAGUCUCUCAAUGUGGUUUUGAGUAUGAUCUUUGUGACUGGAUCAACGAUGAUACAGAUACGCCUGGCUUUGAUUGGAUAAGAGGAGCCAAUGGGAACCCUUCGCUAGGAACAGGGCCAGCCUUGGAUCACACCUAUGGAACACCAACAAAUUUCUUUGCGUACGUCAACCCUCUUGCUCCGCGCCAACUCGGUGAUGAGGCACGCCUUCUAAGUUCUUACUUUAACCCAGGAACCGACCACUGUCUUCACUUCUGGUAUCACAUGACUGGAGAUGAUGUUUGUUCGCUGUUGGUUUACCAGCAGGAUGAGGGAGAUUCAUUUGUGUCACCCAGCUGGCAAAAGAACGGCAAUCAGGGUGAUAUUUGGAGGCUUGGUACAGUGACAAUCUCACCAUCUCAGACUCAAAGAUUCCGGGUCGUCUUUGAAGCUCGCGUUGGGUCUCCAAUACAAGGAGACAUCGCCCUUGACGACGUGGAUGUUCAAGAUGACGUCUGCCCUCAACAAGGUCUCUGUGAUUUUGAAACCGGCCAAUGUGGUUGGUCAAAUGAACAUAACUUGGAUGAUUUUGAUUGGUUGAGAAGUGCUGGUGGAACUCCAAGCACCUAUACAGGACCGACAGUGGACCACACUACAAACACUGGGAGAGGUUAUUAUAUGUUUAUUGAAACAUCUGCUCCGAGAGUUCCUGGGGAUAGAGCGUGGUUUGUUAGUGAAAACCUGGAAUCAAGCUUAGCAGGAUAUUGUCUAUCGUUUUGGUAUCACAUGUAUGGUAGUAGCAUCAAUGCCUUGAACCUCUACACUCAGUCUUCAAGUAUCUACCCUGGAACCAAACUCAUCUGGAAUCAGACUGGUGACCAAGGAGACGUCUGGAUCCAAGGGAAGGUCUCGCUGUCCUCUGAUGAAAAGUUUUGGACAAUCUUUGAAGGAGUUGUUGGUUUUGACUUCGUUGGUGAUAUAGCUCUGGAUGACGUUGAGAUAAUCCAUGGAGGAUGCCCACCCACUGCUGCUCCUCCUACCACCUCACCACUCCCACCAACAUAUCCUCCCGACACCCAUGAUUGUGACUUUGAGCAAGGUGGCAUUUGUCUCUGGACUCAGAUGACCAGUCCAGAUGACCAGUUUGAUUGGUCACUAGUCACUGGCUCAACAGGUAGUGUAGGAACAGGUCCUUCAGCUGAUCACACCAUUGGAGAUUCCAAUGGUCACUAUGUCUACAUCGAGGUCACAGGUCAAGUUGAGAACGACACGGCUCGCAUAUCAUCUGAAUAUUUAACGGAUGCAACAGGAGCUGGUUACUGUAUGGAGUUCUGGUAUCAUAUGUACGGACCUCAUGUAGCUCAUUUAAAUAUCUAUACCCGCGGGUAUCCUGCUAAUAAUGAGACUCUAGUGUGGAGAAAGUUGGGAUCUUCUGGACCGCAAUGGAACCAGGGAAAGAUUCACUUCAUGGAAACUGCUCAGUAUCAGGUGAUUAUGGAGGGUGUGGCUGGUCCUAGUUACCAAGGUGAUAUAGCACUGGAUGAUGUCACGUUCCAUGCUGGAGCAUGUACUGGUGGAGAUCUUUGUGAUUUCGAGAACGGCUUGUGUGGAUUUACCCAAGAGACAACGGAUGAUUUUGAUUGGACGCUGAACCAAGGUGGUACCCCAAGUCUGGGUACCGGGCCAGGAGCUGAUCACACCUAUCAGACAAACAUUGGUCACUACAUGUAUGCUGAGAUGUCAUCACCCAGAGUACCGGGUGAUGUGACCAGAUUGAAUAGUGCAGUCUAUCCAGCGACUAAUGGACGCUGUUUACAAUUCUGGUACCAUAAUUUUGGCGCAAACAUCGGCACGCUGACUAUAUACCAGAAGGAAUCCAGUACCUAUACCCCACUGUGGUCUAAAGAUUACACUGUCUACAGUGAGUGGUAUGUUGCAGAGAUAACGCUGUCAUCUGCUGUGGACUUUCAAGUGGUCUUUGAAGCUAUAACUGGACAAUCCUUUGACGGUGACAUCUCAAUCGAUGAUAUUCGCAUUCGAGACGGUCCCUGCAAUCCCUUCGGCAAUUGCAACUUUGAAACCGGUGAUACGUGUACAUGGAUGAAUAGUAACGAUGGAACGGAUAAUUUUGAUUGGAUGAGACAACAAGGCGGGACGUUGUCGGAUAAUACCGGACCCUCCAUCGAUCAUACACUGGGAAGCGCAUAUGGUACUUACAUGUAUGCCGAAGCAUCCUCCCCUAGAGUCCAAGGUGACUCCGCCCUCCUCACAUCAGGUGUCUUUGACUACUCCGACUACUGCCUUGAAUUCUGGUAUCACAUGUACGGUGGGAGCAUCGGUACACUUAAUGUCUGGACUCUGCCUCUCUAUGACACAACCCCGAGGCAGACUAUCUGGUCAGCUGAUCAGGAUCUUGGUGACGCGUGGAGAGUUGGUCGAGUGUCGAUAUCGUUGAAUGAUAACGUAGCGUUUAGACUUGCAUUCCAAGCUGUGAUUGGAUCGUCGUUUAGUGGUGAUAUGGCGAUUGAUGAUGUUGUUGUUACAAAUGGAGUAUGUCCAGAUCCUGUAGAUGCUUGUUACACAGUUUGUAAUGACGGUACAUCACAAUGUGCAUCUCUAGACCAGACAUGUGACUUCAAUAACUACUGCAGUAAUGCAAAGGAUGAAGAAGCUUGUGGUCACCAGUGCACCUUUGAGUCUGAUGAAUGUAAUUGGAUUAACUAUGACAGUGGAUCCUACACUUGGAUUCGUUAUCGUGGAGCAACACCGACCCAAAACACUGGACCAACCUACGAUCAUACAACGCUCACAGCUCAAGGUUGGUAUAUGUAUGUUGCUUCCAGCUCUAACACCGGGUCAGCCUGGGCGGAGCUUCAUAGUCCAACCUUGCGAAACGCAGCCGCAAGCUGCGAGUUGCGAUUCUGGUAUCACAUGCAAGGAAUGGAUAUAGGUGAUUUGAACGUGUUGGUUGCCGAGUAUGGUUAUGUGAUGGCCCCACUGCUACUGACAGGGGACCAGGGAAAUCGAUGGAAUGAAGGGGUGGCUGCCAUCGGACGGAUACCAAAUGAGUUUUAUGUUAUAUUCCAAGCUUACCGGAGUUUCAGUAUUCUAGGAGACAUUGCUAUUGAUGAUAUCAGCUUCAGUGGCUGUGGUGUGCCAGAACCAGUUCCUGGAAGCUGUGGAUCAAACCAGUUCCGAUGUGCCAGCCAAGCUUGUAUCAAUCAGGAUAGAGUGUGUGAUUUCAGUGAUGAUUGUGGUGAUUAUUCUGAUGAAGCUCUCUCUGUUUGUGAUGCUUCCCAAUCACCAUACGAUCGCUGUAACUUUGAUGCGGAUUACUGCGAUUGGCAUCAACUGCAGGACGAUGAUUUUGAUUGGUCAAGAAGAUCUGGACCGUCCAGUCCCAACGAUUUUGCCUCUGGACCCUUGAGAGACCAUACUACAAAUGGAGAAACAGGAAGCUAUAUCUUCAUUGAUGCUAGUAACCAAGAUGAUGGUGAGAUUGCUCGCAUGGCGAGCCCAGCUCUUCAAGGAAUACAACCAGGACAGGAUUGUCAGCUUCGUCUAUGGUUCCACAUGUUUGGUGCGGACAUCAACACCUUAAGGAUUAAAUCUUGGACUGAAGUGAACGGAGUUGAGGAUGUUUUAUUCUCACAUACCGGUCAGACCGGAGAUUACUGGGAGAGGAUUGAUGUUAUACUGACGUCGUCUCAAGACUUCCAGGUGCUUUUUGAAGCUGUUGUUGGCAGCGGUCCUCAUGGCGAUAUCGCUCUUGAUGAUUCAUCCUUCACUCCAGAUUGUAAACGUUCAUCUAAUAUCUUCCCAGUGGGUCCAACCAGACAACCCACAACCACUGUCAGUCCAUGUGGUCAAGGCAACUGGCAAUGUGUGACUGGAGAAUGUAUUAAUCAGACCCAGCGAUGUGAUUGGACACAAGAUUGCCCUAGUGGUGAAGACGAGGUCAAUUGCGGACCAUGUAACUUUGAGACACUGGAUCAGUGUGGUUACACUGAUGUGAGUACAGGAAGCUUAGCUUGGUCUCGUCAGCGAGGAGUAGGUGGACUCAUUCCAAGCGGUGAUCAUACUACAGGGUCAGGUUUCUUUAUGAAGAUGAGCACAGGGAAUGGUAACUUCAUUAGUCCCGUUGUUCUAGAGAGUCCUCUACUGGGUCCAACCAGCGCUCGCUGUACACUACACUUCUGGUUUGUUGACUAUAUACAAUCCGGUGGUAGAAUGUCCGUCAAGGUCUACGAUGCAACGGCUCCGUCUGACGUUGCUGAUAUUUGGUCACCUACUGUUAGUGGGAUCGAGAGUAGAUGGCAAGAAGCUAACAUCGGUCUCGGUAGACGAAGAAACAGUUUUAGAAUCCAGUUUGUGGCCGAUGGAGUUAACAUCGGUGACUCCGUUGCCAUUGAUGACAUCUCAUUUGAGGAUUGUGACUUCGAUCCUGACCUGCCGUGUGAGUUUAUCUGUGGAAACAGCGUGUGUAUUCCAGACUCCAUGAGGUGCGACUACUCAGACGAUUGCGGAGAUAACUCAGAGGAAAUGUCUUGUGAUGAUUAUGUUGAGCGUUGUGAUUUUGAGCAAGGCGUUUGUAACUGGGAGCAAGAAACAACUGAUGAUGAUUUUGAUUGGACCUUAAUGCCGUCUUCUGUUCUUGGAGUUCCUGAUCACACUACAAACUCCAUCUCCGGAUCCUUCAUGUAUUUGAGUACAUCUGAAGUGAGUCUCAAGGCAAGAUUGAACAGUCUUGUGUUUCUUAAACCACCGAGGGAUGGUUCUUGCAAGAUUCGGUUCUGGUACCGUAUGUAUGGAUCGAGUAUCGGUAAACUCAUGAUAUAUCAACGUUACUCGAUGCUGGACUUCCCAUCACCCAUCUUAGUUAUAUCAGGAUCUCAAGGUGACUCAUGGAAGAGAGCGAUUGAGACCAUCGACAUCGAAGCCAAGUUUCAGAUUAUCAUUGAAGGCACUUCAUCUUCGUCAACCAAUAAUGACUUUGAUAUAAUGAUUGAUGAUGUCUCCUUCACACCAGGCUGUCAGUUGGAUCCAAGUAACUCACUACCAGAUCAUGCUACACCAACAUCCCAUCCAGCUUGUCUAGAAGGGGAGUUUCGAUGCACGGAUGGUACCUGCUUGUAUCAUGAUGUCUAUUGUGAUUUUAGAUUUGACUGUAAUGACGGUUCAGACGAGGCACAAUGUCCAUCUGUUUGUACCUUUGAGGACCAAACUCUUUGCGGCUGGACUCAAGUUCAGAGUGAUGAUUUUGAUUGGAAGGUUCGUGAUGGCAAUGAGAUUGAUACAUUUGGUGGACCUGUCUUUGAUCACACUGCAACCAACCCACCAGGAUUCUACAUUUACAUUGAUGGUUCAGACUCCACACUAAACCAACGUGCCAAGCUCGUUUCCAGCACAUACCAUCUCGCUGGUAUAGGAUGUAAAUUCAACCUCUAUUACUACAUGUUUGGUCCAACGUAUGGAGACAUCACAAUCUCAGUCCGUUAUGACAACAAAGAGAAGAUUCUGAGUCAGUUAUCCAAUGAUAUUGGACCGUAUAAUCGCUGGAAUAUGCAGAGCACCACAAUGCCAAAUUGUCUGACUGAUUUCCAGGUCGUAGUUGAUGCCCAAGACCUUCAGACCAUCGCAUCAGAGUCAGGAUUCGCUAUCGACGAUCUCCGCUUUGAUAACUGCGCUUAUGACAUACCAUCCGUCGCACAAUGUCCGUUUGGUCAAGAGAAAUGUACUUCUAAUCAUUGCUACCCGACCUCAGGGAAAUGUGACUACCAGCUUGACUGCUGUGAUGGAUCAGAUGAGCAAACUUGUGGUGCAUAUGAUCGGUGUGAUUUUGAGAGUGGACUCUGUACAUGGACACAGCUUACUACAGAUGAAGCUGACCUCCUAAGGAUCAGAGGACUCAAUGUGGGUCAAUAUGACCAUACAACUGACUCCCAAAAUGGAUACUUUGUUACCAUGGCAAAAACUCAGACUAAUCAACAGCGAGCUCGUCUUGCUAGUAGAGUCAUUGAGAGUUCUUCAACGUGCACAAUGCGAUUUUUCUACAACAUGUAUGGACAAGGUAUCGGUACAUUAAGUGUCUACACACGUACUGUAGUGAAUGGUCCCCUGUCACUGGUAACCAAGAUUAGUAAUGAGAAUGAUGAAUGGUGGAGGAGAGCAUCUGUUGAUUUAGACUUGGACGGUCCGUACCAGGUGAUUAUUGAGGUUUUGAGAGGAAGCGGUUCCUAUGGUGAUAUAUCUCUAGAUGACGUCUCAUUUACUCCUGAGUGCACUCCAUCCUCAUCAGAUCUACCUGUCGUCACAACUCCUAUCCCUGUUAUUGUUACCACUGUAGCCAGAGUUUGUUCUGCUAUUGAGUUCCAGUGUGGUGACUUUGCCUGUAUUCCACUAGAGCAGAAAUGUGACUUCAAGAAACAAUGUCCCGACCAAUCAGAUGAGGAGGGUUGCCCAACUCUAUGUGAUUUUGAAAGUGACAUUUGUGGCUGGAGAGAGACGGAGGUUGAUAAUUUUGAUUGGCAUCGAGCGACGGGUCAAGACACUUCAGCGACACCCAGUGUAGCACCAAGGGCUGAUCAUUCACUCUCAAGCGACAACGGUUACUACAUGUAUAUAGCACCCUUCGGUCAAACAUCAAUUGAUCAAGUGGCUGUAAUGGUCAGUCCAACCUACACAACAAGUUCAUCUGACUGUGUACUGGACGUCUGGUACAUCAUCAAUGGCCAGAAUGUUGGAGACCUCCUAUUGGUCCUCGUUGACCAAUCAGAUCUCUCAGAGACGGUCAUAUGGUUUAAUAGUGACUAUCAAGGAAGCCUUUGGAAACUACAGAAGAUUGGGAUUGGAAGAAGGAUGUCUCCAUUUAAGUUAAAAUUCCGCAAGGAGCGUAACUCCAACUACCAGGGUAUGAUCGCAGUCGACGACAUUGAAUUCACAAACUGUGGCCUCCUUGACCCCUCAGUGUCAUGUGACACUUCCAUCAACUUCUGGUGCGACAACAAAGUGUGCUUGGAUAAAAGUCUGACGUGUGAUUGGUCGGACAAUUGUGGUGAUGCUUCCGAUGAAGAUGUACAAUCGUGCGUAAGCAGCGGCUACAAUCUGUGCAGUUUUGACAAUGAUUUCUGCGAUUGGACGCAAGCCACUGGAACGGACAGCUUUGAUUGGUCAAGAUAUAGAGGCACUACAUCUACAGUAGACACAGGGCCGUCAAGGGACCAUACACAGGGUACCAGUCAAGGUUACUAUUUGUAUGUGGAUUCAUCUCCAGUCAACUUUGGUAAAACUGCUCAGCUACUCAGCUGGAAAUAUACCGUCGCAACCGGAUCGGAGUGCAAGCUACGUUUCUUCUACCACAUGUUCGGUGAGAACGUCCAAGAUUUGAAAGUGAUGUUACAUUUCUAUGGCAACAGUAACUACCUAGCCCAGACUCUAUGGUCGAUGAGCGGUAACCAAGGUGAUGUGUGGAGAAGGGCAGAGGUUACCAUGACAACAGAUCAACCAUUCCAGAUUGUCAUCCAAGCCUCCGUUGGUGACGUUACUAAGGGUGACAUCGCCAUCGAUGACACAAGCAUCACUCCAGGCUGUCAGCUGUACACCCCGCCCCUUCCUGUUGCCCCAGUAACAGCCCCGCCUCCUACAGGCUCCGCCCAGUGUUUAGGGGAUGAAUUCUACUGUGUUGUUGAUGAUAGAUGUAUCUCGAUGGUUGAAGUUUGUGACUUUAAGAAGGAUUGUACUGAUGGAGCGGACGAGAGCGAAUGCGUUCAAUCAGUGUGUGAUUUUGAUUCCGGGUCGUGUCAUUGGAUGCUGUCGACAGAUACUGAUUUCUAUUGGUCGAUGGUCCAAGGCAAUGGAGGUGAUUUAAACCGACCAGCGACCGACCAUACGUCAAAGUCAACACUCGGAUUCUACGUCAGUGCACAGAGUAAAUCUAACCUCGCUGGCAUCGCUACAAUGACAUCAGGCACACUCUCAGAAACAAACACCAACUGCAAGCUAGAAUUCUGGUACUACAUGACAGGUGCAGAUCUAGGGUCACUCAGCGUCUGGACGUCUCAAGGAGGGGAGAAGACUUCGAUCUGGUACGUCAGCGGAUCUCAAGGAUCAGAGUGGAGACAGGCUGAGAUGAAGCUUGGAGCAGGGACGGACUACAGCGUGAUCAUUGAGGCUAGACGCUCCUCCAUGUUCUCUGGAGGUAUCUCCAUCGAUGACGUCGCAUUCUACAGCUGCUCUCCACCAGUCAUUACUGGAGUGCCGUGUGAUGCUGACCAAUACCGAUGUAGUAACUCACUGUGUAUCAAUAAAAUAUCGCUAUGUGAUUUCAAAGAUGACUGUAUGGAUGGAAGUGAUGAAAUCAAUUGUGAUUCAUCAACAAGUUGUAGUUUUGAGACUGAUCUGUGCCAGUGGCAUCAGGAAUAUGACGAUGAUUUUGAUUGGUCACUGAGGAAUGACGGAGCAGGUGGGCUGAGUAUUGGACCAAUGAAUGACCACACUCUGAAUUCAAAUAAAGGAAGCUAUUUGUACAUUGAUUCUUCUUGGCCAAGAAAGAAUUCUGAUAUUGCAAGACUUGGAAGUCCGGCCAUCGGCAGAAACAGCAAUAACUGCUUUGUUCGUUUCUGGUAUAACAUGCAUGGAGAUGAUACAGGAUCCAUUGUUAUCCGUCAGCGUACAUCAUAUCUUAGCAACGACCUACCCCAGCUGGAUCGUAUCACUGGUUCCCAAGGAGACCACUGGAUCUUGAAGCCUAUAUCGGUUAAUAAUCCAGGAGAAGACUUUGAGAUCGUGAUUGAAGGAAUGUCAGGAAUGAGUCCGAGAGGCAGCGUUGCUAUUGACGACGUCUCAUUCUCAUCUGGCUGUCUAAAGGGAGGUGAUCUACCCGGUGAGCCACAACGAGGUGAUACCAAUGGCUACUGUCCAGACGGCCAAUACGCAUGUCUGACAUCACCAGGCUGCUACAGCCAAUCACAACUCUGUAAUCUGGUGCAAGACUGCAGCGACUCAUCGGAUGAGAAUUCAUGUGGUUCUGGUUGUCAGUUUGAAGAAGGUCAGGGUUCAUGUGGCUGGUACAACGCCUACUCCAAGGGUAUUGAAUGGCAGACUGGGCAACCAACUGAUGGAGAGCCAGUGAAUGAUCACACUACUUCAACAAGUCAAGGUAACUUCAUGGUCAUCGUACCCCAGCCAUCGAUCUCAGAGACAGGGCGAGCCAUCUUAAGUUCCUUGGUCUAUCAACGCUCCAGCGCCUUGUGUGAUUUUAACUUCUACUUCUACAUGAACGGCAACCCUCUUAAUUCACUCAAUGUGUAUCUCAAGACGGCAGGGUCUUCAAGUCUCAAGACUAUUUUCCAGACCACAUCUCAGAGUGGUAAUUGGCAAGCAACUGGAGAGAUCAGUAUAGGAGACCAGACUAACUUUGUUAUUCAGAUAGAGUCUGUGUACAACCCAGGAAGUGCUGGUGUAGUAGCCAUCGAUGAUGUGGAGUUCUCUAUUGAACAAUGUGCAAUAGGUUCGGGGAAGCAGACCUGUAACUCGAAUGAGUUUGAAUGUACCAGCGGUGAAUGCAUCAGUCUUAAUGUACUCUGUGAUCAGAAAAUGGACUGCUUUGAUGGAUCGGACGAAAAAUCAUGCGAAUUCUACACUGGCUGUGAUUUUGAUGACAGCGAUCUCUGUAAUUGGUCACAAAUGAGAGACGAUGAUUUUGAUUGGAUAAGGAUGAGUGGUACAGCAACGAUCACCUCAGAUCACGGCCAAGGUGGGAGCUUCUUAUACCUGAGUACAUCUGAGCAGACUCAAGGUGAUCUAGCAAGGAUCCUUAAUGAUGUAGAGUUACCACCUAGCAAUGGUCAAUGUACAGUAAGAUUCUGGUACCAUAUGGACGGGACGGACGUCGGCUCCUUGAAGGUGUACACCAAAUCCACGGCAUCAUCCUUAACCACCCUAGUCUGGAGCACAUACGGUGAUAAAGGAUCCGACUGGAUGUAUGGUAGCGUUGGUAUUGUCAGCGACACUAACUACAGAGUGAUGUUUGAGGGCGCUUUAGGUAAAGGCACAGCGUCUGAUGUUGCUAUUGAUGAUGUCUCGUUUACUCCUGGCUGUCUUGAACCUGAUACACCGAUUCCUACACCGCUACCAGGUAGAUGUGGAGUCAGUGAUAGCAGUCUUAUCUUUUGUCCUAAUGAUAAGAUAUGUAUCCCAUCUUCCUGGGUGUGCGAUGGCGUCGUUGAUUGCCCAACGGACAAGCACGAUGAAUCCAUUAACAGUGGAUGUGUCAAUUCUACUCUGCCAGAUCGACCUACAAGUGCACCAUCCUCCAAUACAGGAGAUUCUGCAGUGAUAGCUGUAGUCGUCUUGUCCGUCGUGCUUGGUCUUGUCUUAGUCAUCCUGGUGGUGUAUCUACUUUCAAAAAGAUCACAGAGUAAAAAACGUUUUGGCGAUCUUCCCAGACAGCAUGGCGACAUGUCAGUCUCUAAUCCAGCUUAUACCAACGAUAAUUACGGAGAAACUGCUCUAUCUGAGUUUGCAUCGACCGACUACGGUGUUGGAAUGUUCUCUGCGGAGCUGAAAGUCCCUGAAGUAAAACAACGAGGAGGAAGUUUUGAUAAUCCUUUGUACGGCAUCCAGUCAACGUCACUUCCACUGGAAAAUGAAACAGAUUCGUAACAACGGUAAAGUAGUCUAAAAUCGGAGAGAACUGGAGCAAAGAAUUAAAUGUAGUUUGAGGUCUUAAAAAAUAGAUGAAGCGCAUAAUGAAUUUUCAUAUCAGCUCGUAAAGAACCAAAAUACGCUGCGAGUAAAAAAAAUAGUAUAAGGUGUGAUUUGAUAAAGCUAUUUCUACACUGCUUUAUUCGCUUAUUUUUAGUCUAAAAUUUUGUUUUGGUAGUAUUAAAAAAGGGUCUUAAAAAGUUUUAAAGUUGACUUUUAAAAGUUUGAAGAUACUUUAGUGGACACAAAUGUCUCAGAAAGAGUUUGAGGAUAAAGAAGACAGUUUCUUAUGUUUGAAAGACUCUCUUGUAGCAAAGUACGAGCAAUCAAUUUUGUAUAAUUUAUUUGUAAUUAAUAAAUGUUUAUGAUUUUAAUCUAAAUGAGAUAGAUAUCGAAACCUGUUACAUUAAAAGGUAAUGUGUUUGUAUUAUUUUAUAAUAAAGAUUACUCAUUUUAUAUACAAAAGUUGAUCUAAACAUAAACAAAUUAAAAUAUGUUUUUAAAAAUCCCUUUUCCACUUGACUUCUUGCGCACCAGUUAAACAAGAUGAAUAAUUCCUUUCCUUAUGUAGCUUUGCAAUGUUUAUUUACUCUUUUGAAUAAAAAGAAAAGACUGACAUAAACACAAGAAGACCUGAUUGUCACUCUAAAAUAAUUAUUUGAACUUUUUAACAGUUUUAAUGUAAACUGACGAACCCAGCUGUCAUUAUGAAAA